GUAUUGAAAUUAAAUAUGCAAAUUAACACGUGGAACACAAAAUACAAGAUGCUGCUGCAUAUGCUACUGUCCUAUCUAAUAUUUGCGCCAUCCGCCAUCACAGCACGGCAAAUGAGACUAGAUGCCAAUACCGCAGCAAAUGCUAGUGCUGCUGCACUUUUAACGAAACUGCCAAGCAAUGCUGAAACUGAAACUAAAACCGUUGAAAAGACAAAAUCAGAUACAACUAAACGCGAUCAAUCAUUGAACCAUGCCGUCGUCAUAGACGCAGCAGGAACUGAACUCAGCUCAGCUGCUUCUUUGGGGAGGGAGAAAAUAGGUGAGAUUGGCGCAGACACGCAUAUGCUGACAACUUCAACACUGAAAUAUGAUAAGCCCACCCAAACAACAAAUGAUCAAUUAUAUACCGGCGUCAAGGAUAUAGAAGCUAUACAGGCUGAAAAUACAAUUGGCAAGAGCAACGCUCAAAUUCUAAGUCAGAGUCUGGAAUGUGACUCUGAAAUGUUGGGCUUCGAAAUAGUUACAGGCUAUGUUUUUUCUGCUCCCGACAAGCUGUUGGAUUCAAUGCCGGGUACUUUGAUGCUGACGGAUUGCUUGGAGGCUUGCGAAAAUAAUGAGACGUGUCAAUCGGCAAAUUACGAAACUGGACUUUGUGUGCUCUUCACAGCUAAUGCAGAUCAAUUACCAGGUGCUCUUACGAAGUCCCAAUUUCCUGUCUUCACUAUUUAUGCACAAAAGACAUGUCUUGGUAUACGUCCAUGCGCUCGUGCUUGGAGUGUUGAUCGUGUUCAAGGAUUUAAAUUGAAGGGACUGAAGAAGAAAUCCGAGGAAGUGGCUUCUAGACACGAUUGUGCAAGGUUAUGCUUGGAAGAAAAUGAAUUCACUUGCAGAUCUGCCAACUAUCACAUUGCGACUAAUACCUGUGAACUUUCUGAAAUGGAUCGUUUCACUUUGGCUGGUGCUAGCGCCUUUCUACCAGAAGAUGGUAUUGACUAUUUGGAAAACAGUUGUGCUGAAGAACCAAAUAAGUUGUGUGAAUUUAAACGUCUGAAGGGCAGAAUACUUAAAACGGUUGACUCAGUUUAUCAAGAUGUGGCCAGUAUAGAUGAGUGUAGAGAUUUGUGCUUAAAUUCCCCCUAUAGAUGUCAUUCAUAUGAUUAUGGUGAUACUGGUGAUAUGGUCUGCCGUUUAUCACAUCAUAAUCGCGCCACACUAACCGAUAUACAAAAUCCCUAUUUGGAUGUGCCUGAAGCUGCAACUUAUGAGUUAUCCUCCUGUUAUAACGUAACUGUUGAAUGUGGCUCUGGUGAUAUGAUUGCACGUAUACGCACCUCCAAAUUAUUCGAUGGUAAAAUCUACGCAAAAGGUUCACCAAAAUCGUGUGCUGUGGAUGUUAAAAAAUCGCUUGACUUUGAAAUACGUAUGGGCUACCAGGAUCUUGAAUGCAACGUUCGUCAAACAAGUUCAGGUCGUUAUAUCAACGAUGUAGUUAUACAACAUCAUGACACAAUUGUGACGUCAUCUGAUUUGGGAUUGGCAGUUACUUGUCAAUAUGAUAUGACCAAUAAAUCAGUAACGAAUGAAGUGGAUCUAGGCAUCAAGGGUGACAUUGAGCCCGCAUUGUCAGAAGAAGUCAUUGUCGAUUCACCGAAUGUGAUAAUGAAAAUCACUUCACGCGAUGGUUCUGAUAUUAUGCGUUCAGCUGAAGUCGGUGAUCCAUUAGCACUUAAAUUCGAAAUAGUUGACGAGCAAAGUCCUUAUGAAAUAUUUGUACGCGAAUUGGUUGCUAUGGAUGGUAGUGAUAAUGCAGAAAUUACUCUUAUUGAUUCAAGAGGUUGUCCAACAGAUCACUUCAUUAUGGGUCCUAUAUACAAAAGCACAUUCUCCGGCAAGGUAUUAUUGUCGCACUUCGAUGCAUUCAAAUUUCCGUCUUCGGAAGUUGUGCAAUUUCGGGCCUUGGUAACACCUUGUAUGCCAUCAUGUGAGCCAGUGCAGUGUGAACAAGAUGAUUUAACUGGAGAUUUAAAAUCGCUGGAUUCAUUUGGACGCAGAAGACGGCGGUCGUUAAGUUUAUCAGCUACUUAUAAUGAUAAUGUCAGCACCCGCCCUCGUCGUGACAUAACAAAGAAGCCCAAUUUAGAUGAUAUGCUUUUAGUCCAGUCUAUACAGAUUACGGACAAAUUUGGUUUUGAUAAGCAGCAGCAGGGCAAACCCAAAGGUUACGAUGUGAAUGAAACUGUCUAUGUUGCCAAUGAUCCAGAACACGCAUAUUGCGUUAAUGGCAUAGCUCUUAUCGUGGCUGGCACUGUGUUCCUGUUAGCUCAGCUAGUUGUCAUUGCCAUUUGGACCUACUUACACCAGAAACGCCGAAAACAGAUGCCCUAUGUCGUCAAUCAAGCCGGCAGCAGCGCUUCCGCCUUUGGUGCUUCUAGUACUUCUACCAGCACUACAAUAGCCGCAAAUGCACGCUCAGAGUCACUAUCUAAACUAUACGAGAGCAAUUUUGCAGCACGACAUGGACGUCAGUUUUAGGUGUACAACCAUCAGCAACUGAAUAACUACAGCAAAAUAAGAUCCACCUUUAAAAAUAAGUUAAGGCAUUUUUGAGGUUUAAAUUUUUAAUAGAUAUAAUCAGUGAAGUUUAUCAUUGAAGAUGAUGGACUUUAAGACGAGUAAUAAGAAUUUUUA
Messenger RNA from Teleopsis dalmanni, 2688 nucleotides. RefSeq lists its product as uncharacterized. Lineage: Eukaryota; Metazoa; Arthropoda; Insecta; Diptera; Diopsidae. The transcript is spliced from 7 exons. The record is from RefSeq and is a predicted model, not a curated record. Bases 16 to 2532 code for a protein of 838 amino acids.